AUGAACAGACAGGAAUCCAUAAACUCAUUUAAUUCAGACGAAACGUCGUCGUUAUCAGAUGUGGAAAGUCAACAGCCACAACAAUAUAUUCCCUCAGAAAAUGGAUCAAAGUCCAACAUGGCUCCCAAUCAACUGAAGUUAACUCGGACGGAAACCGUCAAAUCCUUGCAAGACAUGGGUGUGAGCUCCAAGGCCCCUAUUCCAGAUGUUAACGCUCCUCAAUCCAGUAAAAAUAAGAUUUUCCCUGAGGAGUAUACUUUAGAAACCCCUACCGGGUUGGUUCCCGUCGCCACCCUACAUUCCAUAGGAAGAACUUCGACAGCGAUCUCUCGUACAAGAACCAGACAAAUCGAUGGUGCUUCUACGCCAUCCUCCAAUGAGGAUGCUUUGGAGAGCGAUAAUAAUGAAAAGGGUAAAGAGGGCGACUCUAGUGGUGCUAAUGAUGAGGCGCCAGGCCUAGAUCCAGAAAUUGAAUUCGUCACUUUUGUCACCGAUGAUCCAGAAAACCCUCACAACUGGCCCGGAUGGAUCCGUUGGUCCUAUACUGUCCUGCUGUCCAUAUUAGUUAUCUGCGUUGCCUACGGCUCUGCUUGUAUCAGUGGUGGGUUGGGGACUGUCCAGAAGAAAUAUCAUGUCGGCUUGGAAGCCGCCAUUUUGUCAUGUUCUUUGAUGGUUCUUGGGUUCUCCUUGGGUCCCUUGAUUUGGUCUCCGGUUAGUGACUUAUACGGUAGAAGAGUUGCUUACUUUGUCUCCAUGGGUCUUUAUGUCAUUUUCAACAUUCCUUGUGCGUUAGCCCCCAAUCUAGGUUGUCUCCUAGUCUGUAGGUUUUUAUGUGGUGUUUGGUCGUCUUCAGGUCUAUGUCUAGUCGGUGGGUCCAUUGCCGAUAUGUUCCCAAGUGAAACGAGAGGUAAGGCCAUUGCUUUCUUCGCCUUCGCUCCUUACGUUGGUCCCGUCGUGGGUCCAUUGGUUAAUGGUUUCAUUUCUGUUUCUACCGGUCGUAUGGACCUGAUCUUUUGGGUCAACAUGGCCUUUGCAGGUGUUAUGUGGAUCAUCGCCUCUGCUAUUCCAGAAACGUAUGCCCCAGUUAUUUUGAAAAGAAAGGCUGCCAGAUUAAGAAAGGAGACUGGUAACCCUAAGAUUAUGACUGAACAAGAGGCCCAAGGUAUUAGUAUGGGUGAAAUGAUGAAGGCUUGUUUGUUAAGGCCUUUAUAUUUCUCCGUCACAGAACCUGUUCUGGUCGCCACUUGUUUCUACGUGUGUUUGAUUUACUCUCUAUUAUAUGCGUUCUUCUUUGCCUUCCCUGUCAUUUUUGGUGAAUUGUACGGCUACAAAGAUAACCUUGUUGGUUUAAUGUUUAUUCCAAUUGUUAUCGGCGCCCUUUGGGCCUUAGCCACCACUUUCUAUUGUGAGAACAAAUAUUUAGCAAUUGUCAAACAACGUAAGCCUACUCCUGAAGAUCGUUUGAUGGGUGCCAAAAUCGGCGCUCCAUUUGCUGCUAUUGCUCUUUGGAUCUUGGGUGCGACCGCUUAUAAACAUAUCAUCUGGGUCGGCCCAGCUUCAGCUGGUCUAGCUUUUGGUUUUGGUAUGGUGUUGAUUUAUUAUUCAUUGAAUAAUUACAUUAUCGAUUGCUACGUCCAAUAUGCAUCCAGUGCUUUGGCCACAAAGGUUUUCUUAAGAUCUGCUGGUGGUGCUGCUUUCCCAUUGUUUACCAUUCAAAUGUACCACAAGCUGAACCUACAUUGGGGUUCUUGGUUAUUGGCUUUCAUCUCUACUGCUAUGAUCGCUUUGCCUUUUGCAUUUUCAUACUGGGGUAAAGAUUUGAGACAUAAAUUGUCCAAGAAAGAUUACUCCAUAGAUAGUAUUGAAUAA
Messenger RNA from Saccharomyces kudriavzevii IFO 1802, 1869 nucleotides. RefSeq names its product spermine transporter (gene TPO3). The transcript has a single exon. Gene Ontology annotation, cellular component: fungal-type vacuole membrane. Lineage: Eukaryota; Fungi; Ascomycota; Saccharomycetes; Saccharomycetales; Saccharomycetaceae. Gene Ontology annotation, biological process: transmembrane transport; spermine transport. The record is from RefSeq and is a predicted model, not a curated record. The coding region runs from base 1 to 1869 and encodes 622 amino acids. Gene Ontology annotation, molecular function: spermine transmembrane transporter activity.